Messenger RNA from Patella vulgata (common limpet), 2135 nucleotides. RefSeq names its product GTPase IMAP family member 7-like. NCBI's taxonomy places the organism in Eukaryota, Metazoa, Mollusca, Gastropoda, Patellidae. The record is from RefSeq and is a predicted model, not a curated record. Bases 344 to 1441 code for a protein of 365 amino acids. The transcript has 3 exons. Gene Ontology annotation, molecular function: GTP binding.
AUUCGACGCGCCGCCGAGAAUAUCGAGUUUAGUCGGCAUAAUUGGGCCUGCUAAUUUCAUUAGCCCUGUCGGGGCAGAACAGUUCAACAGUUGGACGUUAAACCCCAUUUCCUUUCUAAAAUUGAAAAUGCACGGAGUACCCCGUCACGUGACUUGCCGAUUGGGGGAAAAAACAAGAAGCUUUCAUUCAAACGUCUUGGGGAAAAAAACCACACCCAGACGUCAUUCUGGAAAGGCCACUGCAUUGUUAAUAAAUAUCCAUUGUACAUGAGCUAUAUUUAGAAUGGGAUUUCCAAAAACAAAAUCACUUGAUUAGUUGAUAAGAAAAGUCAACACAAGAGAAAUGGCAUCUAAUGAUCCAGUCUCUGAAAAUAUUACAGCAUGGGAAUGUCAAAAAUGUACAUACUUGAAUAGCAAAUGGCCAGAAUAUUGUGAACUCUGUUGGACAAAAAAUAAAUAUUCACAUAAAAAAACACCUGUAGAUGAAAAAGGAGACUUUGACACUUUACCAGAUAAAGAAUCGAUAAGGCUAGUUAUAUUGGGAAAGACUGGUAAUGGAAAAAGUUCAGUAAGCAAUUCUGUUACUGAAUCUCAAGAUUUCAAAUCUGAACUCAGCCUCGAGUCCAUAACUAAAGAAUGUCAAUAUGAAGUAGCAGAAUGUUAUGGUGAUAUUAGGCUGGAAAUCGUUGAUACCCCUGGUUUAUUUGACACUGGGACACCACUAGAGGAAUCUAUUAAAGAAAUUACCAAAUGUAUCGGAUUGUCGGCACCAGGUCCUCAUGCGUUUGUCCUGGUUUUGGACAUCAACCGUUUUACAAAAGAAGAAGAACAAACCGUGGAUGCAUUGAGCCAGCUUUUCGGUGAUAAAUUCUUUUAUUAUGUAGUGGUUUUAUUCACCGGGAAAGAUGCCUUAAUAAGAGAUGGAAAAUCGUUGGAAGACUUCAUCACCAAGGUUCCAGAUUAUCUGCGUAAACUCCUGGUUAAAUGUAAAAACCGAUUUACAGCCAUUGAUAAUACUGGAACUCAAGAGAAACGACAAGCAGGUGUACACGAACUUCUUACUGUAAUUCAAAACAUGAAGGAGGAAAAUGAGCCAGAAUAUUAUACCAAUAAAUUAUUUAAGGAAGCUGAAAAAAUCCUCUUAAGUCGUGAAAGAGAGUUUGCUUUAGAACUAAAAACAAAAGAAGUUGAUCAGAUGAAUUUACCAAAGAAAAGAUGCGAUCAGUUUGGAGCUACCAGACAAGAUCAAGAAGCAGCCCAUACAGAAAUAAUGACGAGAAAAAAAAGAAGGGAGAUAGGAGGGUUAAGACACAAUUUAAAGAAGGAGAUAGUUGGUGGAGCUGAGUGGUUUGUUACAAAUUACAGACCAGUUCUAGAGAUAGUAUCAGAAUCCCUCAAACUGAUAGAUAUGGGCAUCAAAAUCUAUCAAGGGCGAUGGUAAAAUGAAAUACUUGUUUGUUUGACCCUCUGAAUUAUUCUAUUAUGGGUUACAUAUAAUAUUAUGCUUCUGUUGAUAUCGCAGUAUAAAAUGUAUAUUCAGCUUGAAUAUGUUCGUUAGGAAACCUAACGGCUGUUCAUAUAUAUGAAUAUUAAACAUACAUUAUGCAAGAGCUAAAUCUGCCUAUUGCAGGUCUUUCUUUAAGCCUGAAAUGUUAUCUAAAUUAUUAAUUAGACAUUAAUUAACUGAUCCAGACCACAAUCAACUCUCGAUGUCAUCGCUAGCCUGCGAUAUUUACUGGAUUAGGAUUCGAUCUGAUGCUCUACGCUCAUUCAUGAUUAAAUCAAGAAAUGGAUAAUCGAGACUAUGUAUUUUAUCGUACCGACUUUAGUAAUGAUGAUUGAGACUAGGCCCAAAAUUCAAUCGCUAAAUUCUCGAUUCAGAGUGGAUCAUUUGAUUGAAAUUUUCAGCAAAUUCCCUUUACAUUAUCUAGUUUUUAACUAUUAUUGCGAGAACUGUCAGUCCAUUAUCUAAUCUCCCAUAAUGUAUCUUUAAAAUAAAUAAUAACCAGUUUUUGCAAAAAGAAAUUUAAUGUUUCUAUUUAUUUUCUUUCUUUUUUUUUGGAAAUUAAGAUGAUCUUGUUAACUAGUAUAUAAUUAAAGAAUAAAUGUUGAAGAGAUUGGCACUUGAUUGACAU